Drosophila suzukii is the source of this 1554-nucleotide messenger RNA. Lineage: Eukaryota; Metazoa; Arthropoda; Insecta; Diptera; Drosophilidae. The record is from RefSeq and is a predicted model, not a curated record.
AGCUAGCGAUUGCUCUCUGAAACGAGAGAGCGAAUAGCGCUUUUCGGCCAUAGCUUUUCUUCACACGCCUCUUUGGGCCGAUCGGAAAUUGUAUUUGAUUGGAUUGGAUUGUUUAUAGAUUGUAAAGAACUUACGAAGCUGUAUUGACUUAUUGAUAACAAAUAGAACUUAAUAUAAGUAAUUGGCUUGCACGAUGAGUGAAAUUGUGGAGCAUUUAGAAAAGAUUACCCUUGAGCUUGUGGCAAACUUAGUCCAAGGCAAUGCCACCUUGAUGGUACCAAGGAACUCAUCCUCGAUCAUGACCACGGGUUAUCGACGGGUCAGCUAUAAUAACCGAGGAAGUCGUCAUAGUUUCUGCCUGCUGACCUACAUGCUUUCCCGGGUCCACCGAUUGCAAGUGCGCGGCGGAAGCUUCACUGUCCGUGGACUUUACUACAGUGAUCCGCAGCUGAUCCGCUCGCAGUCCAGGAUUGCCGAAGCCAGGCUGGAUGUCUGUCGUAUGCUGAACACAUCACCCUUAUCAUUGGGUGUACUGGCUGCCUCCAAGGGCCUGAUGGCAGGCGAUAUACGGCUGCUGAUGACCAACGGUGAUAUUCUGGAUGGCAGCUCAUAUGGUGGAGCCAUCACCUUGCCCACGGAUCCCGAGAAGAUAGAUCGUAUUGAAACGGAAGCGGACUUCCUUCUGAUCGUUGAAAAGGAAUCGGUGUUCCAGAGUCUUCUGUCCAGAAAUGUAUUUUGCACCAUGGGACAACCCUUCAUCCUCAUAACUGGCAAAGGAUACCCGGAUUGCUGCACCCGACGGAUUGUCCAUCGACUCAGCGAGGAGAAUCAACUGCCUACCUACAUUCUCGUGGACGCCGAUCCCUUUGGCAUCGAGAUAAUGCUCGUCUAUCGCCAUGGUUCGCAGGCCAUGAGUUUCUCCAGCCAAGGACUUACCACACCUUCGCUGCGUUGGAUUGGGCUACACCCCUCGGAGAUUCCCGCCCUCGGCACUGGAGCGGUUGCCCUGGUUGCCGGCGACAACAAGAAAAUCAAUGACCUCCUCGCCCGCGGCGACUUGGAGCCGGGAGUGCGGCAGGAACUGCGCAUGCUGCAGGACAUUCAGCUAAAGGCCGAAAUCGAGAGUGUCAUCGACUUCCUGACCGACGACUAUAUACCGAACAAAAUCAAUCGGAAUUUGUUUUUGUAGAGCUCGGUGGUAAAUCAAAUGAAUACGUUCGGUGUUAAGUUUAAAAUAUACUAUUUGUAUAGAACUAUGUUACAAGUUUUGAAUAUGUUAAUGAUUCGCCAAAUAACUGAUUUAGUCUGAACUAUCGUUUUUUUCAUUAAACUGAUUAAAAUAAUCCAUUGAUUACGCAAAAUAAUUAAAUAAUUUGUCAAGGCUAUUUCAAUUUUCCAUUGUUGGUGUGCAGCCAAUGUUAUUAUGUAUUCAUGCUAAAAAAUUGUUGUUAUUUUUACAAAAAAGAAUAGAAUUAAAAUAAGUGAGAUAACCUUACGUUUAAAUCGAGCAGAUUGAGUAAUGUUUAUGUUAUAUAUUUUGAAAGUGCCAAAUCU